UACAGAACACAGGCUCUGUCUCCUCUACAGUUUCAAGUUCCAAACCUGAAUUCAGUUGAGUCUUUUCCUCUUGGCUCACAGAUGAAGGCUGCAAAGGAUGAGGAGGCUUCCAUGGGCAUGCUAGAGACAGACUUCACUACACCAGACUGCCUGCAAGAGGUAGAAAUAGAUAAAAAACUCCAAGAAAUAUGUCUCAGGAUCGUCUACCCUGAGUCUCCUGCUAAGCUUUACUGCAGCUAUGCGUUGAACAUCAUCCUCACUGCAGCUGUAAUUGCACUAUCUGUUGCUUUGUCCGUGAGAACAGAAAAACCAGUCAUUUCAACUCUUGGACCUUGCUAUCCCACCUGUCCAAGUGGCUGGAUUGGACUUGGAAACAAAUGUUUUCAUUUUUCUGAAGACAUGAGAAACUGGACAUUCAGCCAGACCUCCUGCAUGGCACUAGGGGCCCAACUAGCUCAAUUUGACAGCCUGGAAGAGCUGAAUUUCCUGAAGAGAUAUGUGGGUAAUUCUUUCUCCUGGAUCGACCUCCAGAGAGAGUCAACACAACACCCUUGGAAGUGGACAGACAACACUGAAUACAAUAACUUGGUUCCUGUCGAAGGAGAAGAAAAACAUGCCUACCUGACUGGUAGUGGGAUCAGCAGUAGUAGGGACUACCUAAAGAGACAUUGGGUUUGUAGCAAGUCCAACAGCUCUACUUCACAGUAUUCAGGGCCCAGUAGUUUUUAAUCUAAGGUAGGGAAAGUGUCAAAGCAUUUGUGAGAAAUCUGUUAGAUGUUGCUUAUGUUUGAUGCUCCAUUCGUGAUCUGCUAAUACCAUUAUCAAAAUCAAUUCAUAAUGUGUGGUGAUGCCAAGAAUGAAAACUAUCUUAGACGACUAUACUUACAGGUGCUUGGGAGACCAUAAAUGAUUCUAAAUUAAAUAAGUAUUCAUGUGUGAGUUGGUAUUCAUAUCUUAAACCUAAAGUACAAGUACAACCUAACAGUAUUAGUGACCCCUGCUUUUAUGACCACAUGUGAACUUUUUUUUCAUUACUUCCUCUUUUGAAUGCCUGGAAUCUUAAAAAGUGAAGGACAAGUGAAAACAUGGAAAUAAUUCAGUAAUCACAGGAAAGAUGAUAAUUGGUCUGUGGCCUCCAAAUAUUUUUAGAGACAGUCAACAUUUUUUUUUUUUACAAAAUUCAAUGACAAACAUGAAGGGAGAUCUAGA
This is a messenger RNA of Peromyscus leucopus (white-footed mouse), 1209 nucleotides long. RefSeq names its product C-type lectin domain family 2 member E-like. Lineage: Eukaryota; Metazoa; Chordata; Mammalia; Rodentia; Cricetidae. Gene Ontology annotation, cellular component: external side of plasma membrane. The record is from RefSeq and is a predicted model, not a curated record. Bases 82 to 729 code for a protein of 215 amino acids. The transcript is spliced from 5 exons.